GCUGUGGCAGAAGCUGCACACUUCUGCAUCGUCGGCCGUAGCUGAUGCAACAGAGAAAUAUAUCUGAUAGUUGUUGAGUUUCAGUCUCUGGCUGACCUCACAUGGCUCUGGAGUCUGUUCCGCACACAGGGGAUCAACGUCUCUUCUGAAACAUCACCGACGAGUGACAAUUAAGAGCACUUCCAUCUGGUGAGUACAGGCUAAUACAGUAUGUGGUCUACACAGGUAUGGUACAGGCUAAUACAGUAUGUGGUCUACACAGGUAUGGUACAGGCUAAUACAGUAUGGUACAGGCUAAUACAGUAUGUGGUUAACACAGGUAUGGUACAGGCUAAUACAGUAUGUGGUUUACACAGGUAUGCUACAGGCUAAUACAGUAUGUGGUUUACACAGGUAUGGUACAGGCUAAUACAGUAUGUGGUCUACACAGGUAUGGUACAGGCUAAUACAGUAUGUGGUUUACACAGGUAUGGUACAGGCUAAUACAGUAUGUGGUUUACACAGGUAUGGUACAGGCUAAUACAGUAUGUGGUUAACACAGGUAUGGUACAGGCUAAUACAGUAUGUGGUUAACACAGGUAUGGUACAGGCUAAUACAGCAUGUUGUUUACCCAGGUAUGGUACAGGCUAAUACAGCAUGUUGUUUACCCAGGUAUGGUACAGGCUAAUACAGUAUGGUACAGGCUAAUACAGUAUGGUACAGGCUAAUACAGUAUGGUACAGGCUAAUACAGUAUGUGGUCUACACAGGUAUGGUACAGGCUAAUACAGUAUGUGGUCUACACAGGUAUGGUACAGGCUAAUACAGUAUGGUACAGGCUAAUACAGUAUGUGGUUUACACAGGUAUGGUACAGGCUAAUACAGUAUGUGGUUUACACAGGUAUGGUACAGGCUAAUACAGUAUGUGGUUUACACAGGUAUGGUACAGGCUAAUACAGUAUGUCGUUUACACAGGUAUGAUACUGUAUUAGACCAUGUCGUUUACACAGAUAUGGUACAGUAUAAUACAGUAUGUAGUUUACACUGGUAUGAGAGUGUAUAAUACCAGUGGUGUAAAGUACUUAAGUAAAAAUACAUUAAAGUACUACUUAAGUAGUUUUUUUGUAGAAUCUGUAUUUUAAUUUUUAUAUUUUUGACAAUUUAAUUCACUACUUUCCUAAAGAAAAUAUGGCACUUUUUACUCCAUACAUUUUCUGACACCCAAAGUACUCAUUACAUUUUGAAUGCUUAGCAAGACAGGAAAAUUGUCAAAUUCACGCACUUUCAAGAGCACACGUGGUCAACCCUCCUGCCUCUGGCCUGGAGGACUCACUAAACAAGUGAUUUAUACUUUCACUUUUACUUUUGACACAAGUAUAUUUGAGCAAUUACAUUUACUUUUGACACUUAAGUAUAUUUACAACCAAAUACUUUUAGACUUUUACUCGAGAAGUAUUUUACUGGCUGACUUUAUCUUUUACUUGAGUAACUUUCUAUUAAAAAGGUAUCUAUACUUUUACUAAAGUAUGACAAUUGGGUACUUUUUCCACCACUGUAUAAUACAGUAUGUAGUUUACACAGGUUUAAGCAUGGAUCUUUUUCACAGGAAAGUGAAUUUCCCCCGCAAAUUGUGAGUAUAUUUUGGGUUGCAUUUGUUCAUAAGUGUUAUAGAGCAAAUGAUGCAUGACAAAUGGAACAUUGCUCUUAUUUUGUCCGUUGAUUUUAAACUACUGCAAGUGUCCACAACCUUGUGAGGCACACCUAUCUUCACCCAAACCCUCAUCUGCUGUGCUUCAGAUUUACACUUCCUGUUACUAAGCAUCAUGUCGUGGUCGGAGGGUGUGAACUCCACUCUGAACCUUCACUCCAACACCUCCUCCUCCCUGGUCUGCACCAACCUGUACGACCACCGCCCCGCCGCCCGCGUCCUCAUGUCUCUCCACUACAGCCUGGUCUUCAUGCUCGGCCUCCUCGGUAACGCCCUGGCACUGCACGUCAUCAGACCCAACCUGGCCCAGAUCAACUCUACCACACUCUACUCUGCCAACCUGGCCGCCUCCGACGUCCUCUUCACCCUGGCCCUGCCUCUGAGGAUAGCCUACUACGCCCUAGGUUUCCACUGGCCCCUGGGGGAGACCCUGUGUCGGGUCACCGCCCUUCUGUUCUACGUCAACACCUACGCAGGGGUCAACUUCAUGACCUGCCUGGCCGUAGACCGCUUCGUAGCCGUGGUUCUCCCUCUGCGUUACACCAGGCUCUGCCGGGCCCGGACCAUCCGCUACGUCUGCAUAGGGGUGUGGGUUCUAGUCCUGGUCCAGACGUUACCCCUCCUCUCCGUGACCAUGACCCGGGCUGAGCCAGACGGGACCACCACCUGCAUGGAGUACCCCAACUUUGAGAACGGGGCCGUGGAGGGACUCCCCUACGUCCUCAUUGGAGCCGUCGUCGUGGGAUACGGCGUUCCCGUUGCAACCAUCCUGUGUUGCUACUUGGUGUUGCUUUGGAAGCUGCGGUUGGUGACAAGAAGUGGGGUUGGUGGGCGAGGUCACAGGUCAUUGAGGAGCCAGAAGGCGACGGGGGUGAUAGCAGGGGUAGUGUUGGUGUUUGUAGUGUGUUUCAGUCCCUAUCACAUCAACAUCCUGCAGUAUAUGAUCCGAAAGCUGAGAUACACACCAGACUGUACCGAGCUACAGGCCUUUCAGGUGUCUCUACACUUCACUGUGUGUCUCAUGAACCUCAACUGCUGCCUGGACCCCUUUGUCUACUUCUUUGCCUGUAAGGGUUACAAGAGGAGGGUGAUGAAGAUGUUGAGGGUUCAGGUCAGCGCCUCUUUCUCCAGCGUGGUCCGAACCGGGGAGGACACCCCCUUCAAAUGGGGGGGGAACCAGGACGGGAGGAGCAGGCUGGGUAGCCGCACAGUUUGUCCUGUUGCUUUAGAUAAUGUUACCAAUACCAUUCCUGGGCCAGAGACUGAGACAGGAACAGGAGUCACAUCCAACCAACUACCCCUGAGACAGGAGCCACAUCCAACCAACUACCCCAGAGUCAGGAGCCACAUCCGGCUGAGUAGCCCCUGAGACAGGAGCCACAUCCGGCUGAGUAGCCCCUGAGCCACAUCCGGCUGAGUAGCCCCUGAGUCAGGAGCCACAUCCGGCUGAGUAGCCCCUGAGACAGGAGCCACAUCCAGCUGAGUAGCCCCAGAGCCGGUCCUGGGCCUGGAGAUGACCACUACUAGGCCAUAGAGACACAGAACCACUAGUCUAGACACACUGUCCUGGGUUGUAUUCACACCAAACGGAAGAAAAAGGAACUGAAACAGAGAGGAACUACCUGAACUUGUCCAAUCAGAAAUGCUUGUUUUAAUUUUACUUCCUUGCUCACUCUGCUAUUUCAAAACUAAUGUGAAAAAGAUGGAAAUCAAGGUCCCAUAAACACAAGAAAACAGCACCACCUUUACAUGAAGGUUCCAGAACUAAACGGGCCGCCUACAGAACAGGAUGCAGAGAUACAAUCCUACCUUUACAUGAAGGUUCCAGAACUAAACGGGCCGCCUACAGAACAGGAUGCAGAGAUACAAUCCUACCUUUACAUGAAGGUUCCAGAACUAAACGGGCCACCUACAGAACAGGAUGCAGAGAUACAAAUCUACCUUUACAUGAAGGUUCCAGAACUAAACGGGCCGCCUACAGAACAGGAUGCAGAGAUACAAUCCUACCUUUACAUGAAGGUUCCAGAACUAAACGGGCCGCCUACAGAACAGGAUGCAAAGAUACAAUCCUACCUUUACAUGAAGGUUCCAGAACUAAACGGGCCGCCUACAGAACAGGAUGCAGAGAUACAAUCCUACCUUUACAUGAAGGUUCCAGAACUAAACGGGCCGCCUACAGAACAGGAUGCAGAGAUACAAUCCUACCUUUACAUGAAGGUUCCAGAACUAAACGGGCCGCCUACAGAACAGGAUGCAGAGAUACAAUCCUACCUUUACAUGAAGGUUCCAGAACUAAACGGGCCGCCUACAGAACAGGAUGCAGAGAUACAAUCCUACCUUUACAUGAAGGUUCCAGAACUAAACGGGCCGCCUACAGAACAGGAUGCAGAGAUACAAUCCUACCUUUACAUGAAGGUUCCAGAACUAAACGGGCCGCCUACAGAACAGGAUGCAGAGAUACAAUCCUACCUUUACAUGAAGGUUCCAGAACUAAACGGGCCGCCUACAGAACAGGAUGCAGAGAUACAAUCCUACCUUUACAUGAAGGUUCCAGAACUAAACGGGCCGCCUACAGAACAGGAUGCAGAGAUACAAUCCUACCUUUACAUGAAGGUUCCAGAACUAAACGGGCCGCCUACAGAACAGGAUGCAGAGAUACAAUCCUACCUUUACAUGAAGGUUCCAGAACUAAACGGGUCGCCUACAGAACAGGAUGCAGAGAUACAAUCCUACCUUUACAUGAAGGUUCCAGAACUAAACGGGCCGCCUACAGAACAGGAUGCAGAGAUACAAUCCUACCUUUACAUGAAGGUUCCAGAACUAAACGGGCCGCCUACAGAACAGGAUGCAGAGAUACAAUCCUACCUUUACAUGAAGGUUCCAGAACUAAACGGGCCGCCUACAGAACAGGAUGCAGAGAUACAAUCCUACCUUUACAUGAAGGUUCCAGAACUAAACGGGCCGCCUACAGAACAGGAUGCAGAUACAAUCCUACCUUUACAUGAAGGUUCCAGAACUAAACGGGCCGCCUACAGAACAGGAUGCAGAGAUACAAUCCUACCUUUACAUGAAGGUUCCAGAACUAAACGGGUCGCCUACAGAACAGGAUGCAGAGAUACAAUCCUACCUUUACAUGAAGGUUCCAGAACUAAACGGGCCGCCUACAGAACAGGAUGCAGAGAUACAAUCCUACCUUUAGUGAUUCAUCUUGAACAUUUCCGGCACAUUGAACUGUGUACAGAUAUGCUUUUCAUAAUUAAUUGGGUUCACUUCCAAUACUUCCUUUUUAUUA
This is a messenger RNA of Salvelinus fontinalis (brook trout), 4979 nucleotides long. Its product is annotated as G-protein coupled receptor 183-like. Gene Ontology annotation, molecular function: oxysterol binding; G protein-coupled receptor activity. The transcript has 4 exons. The record is from RefSeq and is a predicted model, not a curated record. The coding region runs from base 1803 to 3056 and encodes 417 amino acids. NCBI's taxonomy places the organism in Eukaryota, Metazoa, Chordata, Actinopteri, Salmoniformes, Salmonidae. Gene Ontology annotation, cellular component: membrane. Gene Ontology annotation, biological process: G protein-coupled receptor signaling pathway.